This is a messenger RNA of Brassica oleracea var. oleracea, 1502 nucleotides long. RefSeq names its product probably inactive leucine-rich repeat receptor-like protein kinase At2g25790. Gene Ontology annotation, molecular function: protein binding. Lineage: Eukaryota; Viridiplantae; Streptophyta; Magnoliopsida; Brassicales; Brassicaceae. The record is from RefSeq and is a predicted model, not a curated record. Bases 130 to 1293 code for a protein of 387 amino acids. The transcript has a single exon.
AUGGAGAGAGGCGACCAAAAGGCAAAGCCGACCUCCACCACGUAGAAUUGCUUGCUUUUAUAUAAAGAUAGCAACACUCUUUUAACACUUGACAUCAUUCAUUCACACAAAACACUUCAAACCAAAACAAUGACUUUGUCCAUUUCCUUCCUUCUUCCUCUCCUCUUCUCCCUUUCCAUCAUCUCCACCGAUGCACUGACAUCACCAUCCGACGUGUCAGCUUUAAAAGCCUUCAAAGCCGCCGUGAAACCCAACUCAAUCCCUCCAUGGUCCUGUCUCGCAAGCUGGGACUUUACUGCCUCCGACCCAUGCGCCACACCACGUCGAACUCAUUUCACGUGCGGCAUCACUUGCUCGUCCGACUCCACACGUGUGACCCAACUCACUCUUGACCCGGUCGGGUACACGGGUCGUCUCACGCCGCUAAUCUCUGGUCUCACGCAGCUACUCACGCUCGAUCUCGCCGACAACAACUUCUACGGCUCAAUACCAUCUUCCAUCUCCUCCCUCGUCAGCCUCCAGACACUAACUCUCCGGUCAAACUCGUUCUCUAGGUCCUUGCCCGAAUCGGUAACUCGGCUCAGCUCAGCCGAGUCGAUCGACAUCUCGCGUAACUCGCUAACCGGGUCGCUUCCGAAAUCACUUAGCUCGCUCUCGAAUCUGAGACAGCUCGAUCUUAGCUACAACAAGCUCACCGGCUCGAUCCCAAAGCUCCCGCAGAGCCUCAUCGACCUUGCUCUAAAGGCGAACUCUUUAUCAGGACCCAUCUCAAAAGAGUCGUUCACCGAGUCGACUCAGCUUGAAGUAGUCGAACUCGCUGAGAACUCGUUCACCGGAACACUCGGAGCUUGGUUCUUUAAUCUGCAAUCUAUCCAACAAGUCGAUCUAGCGAACAACAGCAUCACCGGCAUCGAAGUCCUUCCUCCGAAGAAGCUCGCAGGAGAAAGCGACCUCGUGGCGGUGGAACUCGGGUUUAACCGAAUCGCCGGGAACGCUCCGGCGAGUCUCGCGGCGUACCCGAGACUUUCUUCGUUGUCUUUGAGGUACAACAUGCUUCACGGAGCGAUUCCGGCGGAAUACGAACGGAGCAAGACGCUGAGACGGCUUUUCCUCGACGGGAAUUACUUAACCGGGAAAGCGCCGGCGAGAUUCGUUAAACCGGAGACGGAAGUGAUGGGGAGUUUGGGGAAUAAUUGUCUGCAGGGAUGUCCAGGGAAAGCGAAGAUGUGUGCUCCAUCGCAGAAACCAUUUUCCAUCUGCAAGCAGGCUUAUGGUGGGAAACCAAAGUCAUAGUUUUGUCGGUGUCGGUCACCUUUUUGUGUCAGUGAUUUGUAAAAUAAUGGUCUUUUAAUGAGUUUACUCUAUAGUCUUGAAGAAAUAGUACUAAAAUAUUUAUUCAUCGAGAUCUUCGGAUGUUGGCAGAAAGUAAGAACUGCGUUGAAGGUACACAAUCUAAUGUAUAAAAAAUAAAAAACGGGAUUUUUUAGCCUGUUUGUUUCAUU